Penicillium maclennaniae is the source of this 1083-nucleotide messenger RNA. RefSeq lists its product as uncharacterized. The transcript has 4 exons. The record is from RefSeq and is a predicted model, not a curated record. Gene Ontology annotation, cellular component: Golgi apparatus. Bases 1 to 1083 code for a protein of 360 amino acids. Lineage: Eukaryota; Fungi; Ascomycota; Eurotiomycetes; Eurotiales; Aspergillaceae. Gene Ontology annotation, molecular function: antiporter activity.
AUGAGUCGCAGGAGUGAAGAACGGGAAGAAUCAGAGCUUGCUCUGCUCAGCAAUGAUGACGCGCAAUCUACCAGCGAGAUCGAUGAUCUCGAGGCCAAUACGAAAGUUAAUCAAACCAACAAAGAUGUCGAACCCGAAUACCAAACGCCCACCACAUUGAAGGCCAUCUGGCUCACGGCGUACUUUGGACUCAGCAUGGCCCUGACUAUCUAUAAUAAAUUUAUUUUAGGAUCGUUCAAAGCUCCAUGGCUCCUAACCUCCCUCCACACAUCUGUCUCCGCACUUGGGACACCCGUCAUGUUGAAAAUGGGGUACUUUAAGCUCUCAAAACUCAGUCUGAGGGAGCACCUCAUUCUGGGUGCAUUUUCUGUGCUCUUCACAUCGAACAUUGCCAUGUCAAAUUUAUCAUUGUCGCUUGUUUCCUUAGCAUUCUUCCAGAUUAUCCGCAACACCGUGCCACUAUUCACCGUUCUGAUCUACCGAAUUUGGUUUUCUCGAUCCUAUGCCACGGCAACGUAUCUAUCUUUGGUUCCGAUCGUGGUUGGUGCUGGAAUGUGUACCGCGGGCGACUAUAAUUACACAAUCCUCGGUCUAUUGGUCACAAUUGGAGGUGUUAUAUUGGCGGCAGUCAAGACUGUGACCACCAAUCGUCUAAUGACCGGCUCUCUUGCCCUUCCCUCCAUGGAGCUACUUUUCCGAAUGUCGCCCCUUGCAGCGGUUCAGUCGUUCGUCUUCGCGGUUAUUGCUGGGGAGCUUCCGUUGGUCUCCAAGGCCAUGGCUGAGCGGACGGAGAAUGCCUCCGCUUUUGCGAUCAUUGCGACUGUUCUCUUCGUUCUUGGCAACGGUUGUCUUGCAUUUGUGCUGAACGUCUCGAGUUUCCAGACGAACCGACUCGCUGGAGCUCUUACCAUUACCGUUUGUGGCAAUCUCAAACAAGCUGUCACGCUUGCGCUGGGUAUUGUGAUUUUCGGUGAUUUUUCCAUUAACAUUCUGAAUGGGCUCGGUAUAUCCUUGGUGUUGGCUGGUUGUGCAUUCUUCAGCAAAGUGGAGUUGGAUUCCAAGAAGCGGGUAGCUUCGGCGUAG